Molecule: messenger RNA, 537 nt
Organism: Petromyzon marinus (sea lamprey)
Lineage: Eukaryota; Metazoa; Chordata; Hyperoartia; Petromyzontiformes; Petromyzontidae
Source: RefSeq, a predicted model, not a curated record
GCGUGGUGUGACCCUGGCUGUGUGCAUGGCGGCACGUGCGUGAUGCCUGGUCACUGUGUCUGCCUCGCUGGCUGGAGCGGGUCCCACUGCCAGACAGCUCUCUGCUCCAGGCCCUGCAGGCAUGGACGGUGCCUGGAGCCAGAUUUCUGCUCCUGCCUCAAGGGUUGGCAGGGAGACACCUGCUCAGAGCCCGUGCCGUGUGAUGAUGGGUGCUCUCUGGGGUCAAGAGGAUGUGAUGGUGGAAACAUCAACAACAUCAACAACAUCAUCAACAACAACAUCAACAACAACAAGAGCUCAUGGCCAUGCCUGAUGGCCGUGAGAGCCCCCAGCUGGGGGUCAGCCCCUCCCGUGUGCCGUGGGUGGCCGUCAUCCCACCUGGAGACCUUCGACGGCCUCUACGUAGCCCUGCCCUUCUUAGCCCCCCACCACUCUAUUCACGAGGCGAGUGGCACGUGGUCUCUCAGCGUGUUGUUGCGAGGUGAGCCCGAGAUCCGCCUCCAGCGAGACCACGUGCUCCUGGGGGACUUCCGGUGA